Molecule: messenger RNA, 1090 nt
Organism: Alosa sapidissima (American shad)
Lineage: Eukaryota; Metazoa; Chordata; Actinopteri; Clupeiformes; Clupeidae
Product: neurogenic locus notch homolog protein 3-like
Exons: 4
Coding region: 340-708 (122 amino acids)
Source: RefSeq, a predicted model, not a curated record
AAAUACUCACUUGCCUAAUAAAAUCUGCACACACAGUGUAAUCAUGCAUGUCAAACUCUAGACUUCUCAGACAGGUCAUGUGCUGCUUUCAUCCUUGUGAUUCCUUUGUCCUGAGAGUGUAGGCUGACCCUCGCUCCAUUCUUGCUUGUUUCUCUUUUGUUCUGGUGCUCAUUUCGUAAGAUACAAUCACGUAUUCCCUUCACCUGGACGCCGUCCCCUCCAAUUCCAAGAAGUCUCUCUCUCGAUCUUUCUGAGAUAUCUGCUGCUAUACAACUGCGGACUUCCUGCCUGUCUGGUCUUGCCCUGUUGCGUUUGUCUAGAUCUCCGCACCAGCUCUGCAUGACCAUGUCCACGACCCUGCCCCCGUCCAGCUUCACCACAGCCUCUCUGCAGAGAGAGGGUCGGUUUUGGUUGGACGUCACGCUUCCGACUUGCGGGAACCUCAGGUGUAACGGAAACGGGGUGUGCGUGACCCGCGACGCGGCCGAGGGCUGCGAUUGUCGCCUGGGCUACACGGGCCAGUUCUGCCGGGACACGGUGAACGAGGCCGUCUCAGUAUCGCUCUUGCUCGGGGUCCUGGCUGUCAUCUUUGGGAUCAUCGCUGCCGCCUUCAUCUUCGCCAAACUCCGGCAGAAAAGAAAAGCACAGCUCAGAAAGGCCACUGAUCAAGAAAGAGAACGAAUGAAGUUGGAGGGGGAGUGGGCCUAAAGUGACCCCAUCUUUCAAAAGGCCAUAUUGGCAUCGAACAAACUAGAGAUGCGGAAACGAAUGGCAGUAAUAAAAAAAAGGGUCAUGUGUCGUGCAAUGAACAUUUGUCAUUUCAGUUAUUUUUUGGAUGCUAUCUAGAAAUGUUUGUGUAACUGUUACAUCCAUUAUUACCUUGUACAGUGAAAUUAGUUUAAACUGUACCUAAAUCUAGGCUUUCUUUGUCUUUGCGAUUGUAUCUGCACUAAACUAAACUUUUUGAUAUUUACUUGGAGACAUAUUUUGUAUGUAACUGACCUCUGUUCAAAAAAAAAUUACUGAAAUGGCCCACGAACAAAGUCCUUUGAGGAAACUAUUAUAAUUUGAUUUCAACUUGAAAGUAAUG